AUGGACAUGGAAACCCAAAUUCUGAAAAACAAGACCACUAUUGUCACGGGUGGCGCGAACGGCCUAGGAGAGGCAUACGUUCGUGCUCUUGUCGCAGCAGGAGCGUUGGUGGUAAUCGCGGACCGUGAUGUUCCCAAGGGACAGGAACUUGAAAAAGAGCUUACAGGCGCUAAAUUCAUCGAGUGUGAUACUACCAACUGGGAUGACCAAGUCCGACUGUUUGAAGCGGCAGCCUCUUUUUCUCCCAAUGGCAAAGUAACCUUUGUCAUUGCGAAUGCGGGCAUUCACCGCAAGGAUGAAGUCUUUGCAUAUGCCGGCGAUGGCAAAGCACCCGAAAAGCCGGACCUUGCCACUAUCGAUGUCAAUCUCAUCGGGACACUCUAUACCUCGAAGCUUGCAUCGCAUUACUUCAUCAAGCAGAAUGGACAACAGCCGUCCGAUUCACAGGAAGACACCUGCCUGGUUUUGAUCGGGUCAGGAGCAGCAUUCCUGGAUUGCCCCCGCGCUCCUCAAUACUGUGCCACAAAAUGGGCUAUGCGAGGUAUAAUGCAUUCACUGCGAAGGACCGCCUUUUUUUAUGGGAGUCGCGUGAACAUUAUCUCACCAUGGUAUGUGAAGACAAACAUCCUCUCGGAUGAGGAUUUUGCGCAUGUCACUAGUGUAGGUGUUCAAUUCGCCGAAACUUCCGAUGCGAGCCAAUGUCUUCUGCACAUCCUUAAUGAUAGCGCCAUUAACGGACGUUCCUACUUUGUUUCUGGCAAGAAGUGGUCUCCGACGGGAUAUAUGGAUCUUGGUCUUGAGGACUAUCAAGGGAACUCUUUGCUUGAAAGUAUACAGGAGGACCAAGUCAAGUCAGCCCCCGUUGAGAUGGGCCUCUUUGUCUAG
Penicillium pulvis is the source of this 885-nucleotide messenger RNA. Its product is annotated as putative short chain dehydrogenase/reductase. The record is from RefSeq and is a predicted model, not a curated record. The transcript has 5 exons. Lineage: Eukaryota; Fungi; Ascomycota; Eurotiomycetes; Eurotiales; Aspergillaceae. Gene Ontology annotation, molecular function: oxidoreductase activity. The coding region runs from base 1 to 885 and encodes 294 amino acids.